AUGCACUGGCUCCUUGCCCUCUCUCUCUUGGCCUCCUGGGUGCAGGUUGGAGGUGUUUCUGCAGGCCUGAAAGCUCAAGUGAAUCAGAAGGGCCUUGAAUAUGGAAAUCAGUUUGGGAUGAGGAUGGCGGCCUCCAUGCUGAAAAAGAAUCCCAUCCCGGAUAUUCACGGGUCCCACAACAUGCCCCUUCUGGGGGACGUUCAGUACUCUGUAACAAGGCUGCAGGUGGACAAGCUUCAACUGGACGACUCCACCGUCGGCUUCUCCAAGGGGCUGGGCGUGAACGUGACCAUCCGAAACGGCUACGUCUUGCUCAGGGGCAACUGGAAGCUGAAAACUUUGUUUGGACGUGACGGAGGCACUGUUGACAUCCAUGUUCACCAGUUGUCCCUCUCUGCUCUCCUGGGACUCGGCAAGGAGCUCACGGGACGACCGAAAGUGUGGGCUGCCCGCUGCCGAGCUGCCACUGGGGGCAUCCUCUUGAAAUUCCACGGGGGAAACAGCUGGUUCUACAACCGCUUCACUUCUGUCCUUGAGACGCUCCUUGAAUCCAAACUCAACAAACAACUGUGUCUCGAACUCAAGAAGGGCGUUGAUGAUAUUGCACAAGUCCUGCGCGCCAUGAACGUCUCCAUCCAGAUAGAUUCCUUUGUGGAACUGGACUAUUCCUUUGUGAACAAGCCAGUGUUUGGUGUGGACCGAUGUCACGUGGACCUCAAGGGAGAGUUCUUCGCCCUGGGACAGCCCCGUGUCAACUUCUUCACCCCCUCGCCCUUCGUCUUGCCCAAGCAGCCGGGUUCCAUGUUCCUUCUCGGGAUCUCGGAAUUCUUUGCCAAUUCCGCUGCCUCGGUGUACUUCAUCGCAGUGCUUCAGAGGAACUACACAGACGAGAUGGUAAGGCGAUCCCCCGAGGCUUCCCCUUUCCACUUGAACACAGACAGUGUGGGAAUGCUGAUUCCAGAGCUGGAGGAGAAGUUCCCAGAUAGGCCCCUGCAGGUACUCUUGGGGGCUCGGAAGCCGCCUGUCCUGAGCUUCCAUCCCGACGGCGUCCAUGUCACAGCCUUUGGAUCGAUCGAUGUUGGCGUCCUCCUGCCCAACGGGAGCGUGGCCUCGGCAUUCCUACUGCACAUCGACGGCAACUUCACGGGGCAGUUUUUCCUCGAAUCAGUCAACUCCGGGAACUCCAUCGGCAAGCUUUUGGGAGCGGUUCACCUGAAAGGCUUCCAGGUGUACCAGGAGUGGUCGAACGUCGGUGACAUCAAGGUGGAAUUGCUGGAGAACGCGUUGAAGGUCGGAGUGCAGUUGGGCCUUUUGGUGGUCAACAGGUAUCUGAAGAAAGGCUUCCUUCUUCCCAACAUCCAUAAUAUCAGCCUGGUGAACCCGCAGAUCACAAUGUACCAGGGCCUGAUGCUUGUAGCGACCGAUCUCUACCACGACCUCCCCGCCAUUGUGUAGCCGCAAGGAACUGGGA
Messenger RNA from Heteronotia binoei (common prickly gecko), 1471 nucleotides. RefSeq names its product bactericidal permeability-increasing protein-like. Gene Ontology annotation, molecular function: lipopolysaccharide binding. The record is from RefSeq and is a predicted model, not a curated record. Gene Ontology annotation, biological process: defense response to Gram-negative bacterium; innate immune response; lipopolysaccharide-mediated signaling pathway. NCBI's taxonomy places the organism in Eukaryota, Metazoa, Chordata, Lepidosauria, Squamata, Gekkonidae.